GCACAACACAUCGCCAUUUUCAGCGAUUCUGCAGCAUCGACUGGAACAGCAAAGUAAAUAGGUCACAAGAUCGAAGAAAGGAAAAUUAAGGAACAUUGUCGACCAACGACGGCUUUUAUUCGCACAUCUCUGUGCUCUGAACCCUCUGACUGAGAGCCAAUGAUCAGUUGUUCCGCUCGAAUGAAGUGUUUCAGCUCAGAUGUGAUUAUUAACAGCUUUUUAAUUCGGACUUUAACAUAAAUCAGAAUGAAAAGAGGGCAGAAGAGAGGAGAUCAGCAAGAGGAUGGAGGAGGUCCAAGUCUUGGUUUCCCAGAAACCUGCAAAAAGCUUUGUAUAGAGGGUUCUGGGGAACAGCUGCAAGAUCAGGGGAGCUGCGACUCGGAGAGCAGAGUAGACUGGGGCUGCCUGCCUCAGGAGAUCCUGCUGCAGAUUUUCCAGUACCUGCCCUUGCUGGAUCGGGCAUUUGCCUCACAGGUGUGCAGGGGCUGGAACGAAGCAUUCCACAUGCCUGAGCUCUGGAGGUGCUUUGAGUUUGAGCUCAACCAACCUGCCAGCUCUUACUUGAAGGCCACACACCCAGACCUCAUCAAGCAAAUCAUCAAGAGACACUCCAACCACCUUCAAUAUGUCAGUUUCAAGGUCGACAGUAGCACUGAGUCUGCAGAAGCAGCCUGUGAUAUCUUGUCUCAGCUGGUGAACUGCUCGCUCAAGACCUUAGGGCUUAUAUCCACAGCUAGACCCAGCUUCAUGGAGUUGCCUAAGUCUCAUUUCAUCUCAGCCCUGACUGUGGUUUUCGUAAACUCCAAGUCCCUGUCCUCGCUGAAGAUUGAUGACACACCAGUAGAUGAUCCGUCACUCAAAGUUCUUGUAGCCAAUAACAGCGACACCCUCAAGCUGCUGAAGAUGAGCAGCUGCCCUCAUGUCUCACCUGCAGGCAUUCUUUGUGUGGCUGACCAGUGCCAUGGCCUACGUGAGCUAGCACUAAACUACCAUCUGCUGAGUGACGAGCUGCUACUGGCAUUGUCAUCUGAGCGUCACGUGCACCUAGAGCAUCUACGGAUUGAUGUGGUGAGUGAGAACCCAGGGCAGAUGCAGUUCCAUACCAUCAAGCGCAGCAGCUGGGAGGCAAUGGUUCGCCACUCACCCAAGUUCAGCCUUGUCAUGUACUUCUUUCUGUAUGAGGAAGAGUUUGGGCCAUUCUUCUGUGAUGAAGUGCCUGUGACACACCUCUAUUUCGGCCGCUCUGUGAGCAAGGAAGUGCUGGGCCGUGUGGGGAUGACAUGCCCUCGCUUGAUUGAGCUAGUUGUGUGUGCCAAUGGCCUGCGACCUCUUGAUGAGGAGCUCAUUCGAAUUGCUGAGCGCUGUCAGCAUCUGUCAGCCAUUGGCCUAGGGGAGUGUGAAGUCUCCUGCAGCGCAUUUGUGGAGUUUGUGAAGAUGUGCGGCCGCCGUCUCUCUCAGCUCUCUAUUAUGGAAGAGGUGUUAGUCCCUGACCACAAAUAUGGCCUGGACGACAUCCACUGGGAGGUGUCAAAGCAUUUGGGCCGUGUUUGGUUCCCUGAUAUGAUGCCCACCUGGUAGGGUACAGCCACUACCCUGUGCAUGGGUUUUGCUCACUUCUGCAAACCAAGCCUUCCUCCACCAACAACUUUUUCAGUUCAUAAAGGAGUGAAUAUUCCUGGAGAAAUGACACAUUUUACAGAAUUUGCAGUAUUACUUGGAGGCUUUUAGUUUAAAUUUUAUACUGCAGCUUUAACCAAGUGUCACUACAAAUAACAGCCUCCUAAAUUGUCAAGUGUGAACUCAAAUACAUGUUAGUAAUGUAUUGAAUAUUUUUAUUUAAGUCUGUAAGCUGAUUUAACUCUAAAUUAUUACCCUUUUUUCUUUCUGAAUAUCACAGUAAUAUUACUGACUACAUACUUUUUUAAAUUAUAAAGACACUUUGCCAGUAAAUCCCAAACAUUUAAACACUUUAUUUACUUGGUACAAAUAAGAGAUGGGUUCCUAUUUUUUAUAUAAUCCCCAAAUUAUUCCAAUUUGACAAAGCUUGCUUCUUUUACCCUUUUUAUUUCUGUCUAGAAUGUGUAAAUCAUCCUCAGAAGAGUGUCCCUUAUCCUUCAGUUUCAGGUAGCUUUGUCAUCACAGUAGUAUUGUCACCUCUAAGCUCCAAGGUCCUGGGUUUGUUCCUGAGAUGGAGGUACUGUCGGGCCUGAGUUUUGCAUGUUUUCCCCAAGUAAGAGAGAAUGAGUGCGAGUGUGUCUAAGAACAGUGUCUUGUACAUCCCAUCCACUAAUACAUUCCAACUUAUUAUUAUUCCAAUUCUCUUGUUGGCUAUCCAGUUGGGCAGUUUAAAUGUCUGUUGGAACACAUGUUUUAUGCAGAUUUAAGAUUAAAAGUUGUAUCUCUCAAUAGCUGUAUCUCUUAAAUGUGUUUCCUUUUAGUGUAUUUUAUAGCCCUACCGUAAUACCUUGCCAUCUGAUUUUGGGGUAGAGCAGCAAAAACAUAUUUCUCUGAUACAUCUUAGCUUCUCUUGAAAAUUCUACCAGCAGAUAGAACUAUCAAUGUCUUCACUAGCAAAACAGUAACAGGUUUAAAAUAAAAAAUUGAAACGUGGUUAAUCAUGGCUGUGUAGCUUAAUUUAAUUUAUAGCUUUGAAUUUAUAUUUAUUUUCUCUUCUGACUUCAGUGUUUAAGCAUUCCUGAGCUUGUUAAUAAUUAAUCAUAAAAAAAACACUAAACACUAAUAUUACUGAUUGCAGCUACAGUGAGUAUUAAACAGCUUCUACUAUUUUUUUACAGCUGUUAUUAUGUAACUUGACAUUUUAUGUAUGUCUGAUCACGCUCCCAUCUCCCUUCCCUUCUUGGCAAUACCUUGCUCAUACAUAGCAGCCUGCAAUGCAACCUGUUAUAGAUAGCAGGCAUGAUAGGACAGUGGCUUAUUGCACACAGUCUCAAAGGCCUACCUUACGCCCAGUGUUCCUGGGAUAGGCUCAGGCUCCACUGUGACCCUGAUCAGCAUAAAGAGUUUACUGUAAGUGAGUGCACUGUACAUGUACAUGCUCUUAUGAAAUUGUUUUCUGAGCAUGUUACUCAGUUUGAAAUACAUGUAUCAUGAAUCUUUUAAUUAAAAACCCAAUUUGCAUACA
Molecule: messenger RNA, 3142 nt
Organism: Tachysurus vachellii
Lineage: Eukaryota; Metazoa; Chordata; Actinopteri; Siluriformes; Bagridae
Gene: fbxl3b
Product: F-box and leucine-rich repeat protein 3b
Exons: 5
Coding region: 247-1578 (443 amino acids)
Biological process (GO): SCF-dependent proteasomal ubiquitin-dependent protein catabolic process; G2/M transition of mitotic cell cycle; entrainment of circadian clock by photoperiod
Cellular component (GO): cytosol; SCF ubiquitin ligase complex; nucleus
Molecular function (GO): protein binding
Source: RefSeq, a predicted model, not a curated record